Messenger RNA from Lotus japonicus, 899 nucleotides. RefSeq lists its product as uncharacterized. Bases 220 to 693 code for a protein of 157 amino acids. The transcript has a single exon. The record is from RefSeq and is a predicted model, not a curated record. Lineage: Eukaryota; Viridiplantae; Streptophyta; Magnoliopsida; Fabales; Fabaceae.
UUCAACGAUCGAUCCACGUUUGCAGACAACAAUGUCAGUAACAUAACGCCCCAAAAAAAACAUCCUCAACUUCUGCUACCUUGUACACUCUUUAUUUAACACCACACUCCAACAUUCACUCACACACAAACACAAACACAAACACAAACACAGUUUUUGUCUUUGUGGUUGCUUUCACUUUUCUCCAUCAAAUCACACACACAAAAGUGAUCUCUUUUCAUGGAGAAUCAUCCAUCAUCUCAAUCAUCAUUAGCAGAACUCAUUGAGUCUCUAGAACAAGCCACAUUCAUGGCAAAACAGCUCUCAUCAUCAUCAUCCACCAAUCCCACCAAUCUUCAUCAAAUCCACAAUUCUUUGCACCAUGCCCACCACAACCUCUCCGUCUUCCUCUCCACUCUCCACCCGCCGCCGGCGCCGGAGAACUCUGUCUCUUCUGCCAAUGGCGCCGCGACGCAGCCGGGUGAUGACGGCGAUGAUGAUGAUGAGGAGACUUCCAAGUGUGCAAUUGAGAAUGUUGAGCAGAAAAUGAAGGACUGCUUCAUCAAGAACAAGCGCCCCAAACGGCGCCUAUCGCCGCCGCCGCCGCCGGCGGUAGAGGAGAAGGGGUUUUCCGAUGAGGGGUUUGUGGAGGAGUAUGAUCCGCAUGCUUUGAGGUUGAGGGCAUUGGACAAUGGGUGCCGGUUUCAUGGCUAGUGUUCAUCAUCAUGUUAAUUUGCUCUGGUUCUUUUCUUCUGGAUUCGAUUAUUCAUUUUGCUAUAUAAAUUUUGAAUCUUUGUUUAGGACGAUUAAUUUUGUUCAGGACCAUGGUUUUUGGGCAUGGAAGAUUUGGGAUGUAAAUUAACCAAGAACUAUUCAAGCUUUUUGUUUUGCAAAAUGCCUGUUUGAAUGUAAAAAAUAGC